GCUCUCGAUAUUAGCUUCUUGUUGUUUGUCACCUGAUAAAUGCCAGACACUAAGGUAGACCACUUAAUGUAAAUAAACUAAUAGUCACAGCAACUUUAGAAGAUACUUAAUGAAAAAACCCUUGAUUAUCUUUGAAUCAAGGAUUAGAAAGGCUAAAAUAUCAUGGACUAGGAUUUGAAUCAGUUUGGAGUUUGGUUUCAUAAUCCAUGGUUCCUCUCUUCCAUCAGUAAUACAAAGUGCAAACUCUGACGUUAUAGGAGCUCAGUAGAUGCUGAACAAAAUAUAAAUGUGCACAAAUGCCUUCAUAAGAUGGACUCUUGUGGGGGGGUCCGUUACCAACAUUGUUGGGUGCUACUCCAAAAUAAAUUGAUAAUUCAGUUGAAUAGUAGUUGGAGAAAUUGCCAUCAAAAGAGUAACAUGUGACUUGUAAACUUCAUAGCUGAUUUCAGAGAAAUAUUUGGAUAACUUAGGUGCAUUCGACAUAAAAGGAAAUUAAUUGAAUGUUGUUGGGCUAAGUCUAGCUCUGCUACAAACAAAUGCUGUGAAUUAAAUAAGUGACAGUUUUGUAAAAUGAGAUUUUUGAACAUUAGACAACCCCAAAGGGCACUUAGUAGCUCUAAAAUGUUCUCAGAGACUGUUGCAGCAAAAUAUCACUUUCUUAAAAUAUCACCCCUUGAAGCAACAGUAUUUUAUGGCAAGAGGAAAUAACUCUCAAAGGUGUUUCCAUCGUCAUGGAUAAUUUUUCAGUUCUCCAUGAAAGAAGACAAACCAAAAUAUUAGUAGAAAUCAACAGUUCCUGGAACGUAAGGACUGAGUUUGUUUUUAUCUCAAUCUUGAAUGCCUAGCAAAUUACUAUACCAUGGUUGGUGCUCAGUGAAGAUUUGCCAAAUAAUUUUAUUUUGACUCCUUGGACAGACACUAGAAGAAUCCAUAGUUGAUUUCCAGGCAUGCAACUCUUUAUGUCUGUAUUAUGAAUUAUAUAUUAUGUAUUUUUAUGAAUUAUGUAUUAUUUCUGUAUUAGGAGACAAGAACUCACAUCCCAGCUGUACCAUCAUGAGAAACAAAUAGGAAAGGACAGCCUUAAGCAAUUUUGCACAAGCCUAUUUUUCCACUUACAUGAAACGUCUGAUGUUUGGGGAGGCAAGAUGCCCUUUUCAGUUAUGGGCACUUUCACAAGCAACCGAUGAGAUGAGUAUUGGUACAGUUUACAUAACAGCAAACAGAACUCUAUGAGGCUGUCACUUGCUAGUGAGCAGACCAAGGCCAGGGAAGACUCAGGUUCACAUUCCAAGGAAGGAGCCAGUGCACAAAGUGCUCUUGGGAGACAAAAUCCUCGCUCAGACAAAAUCCACUCUCAUGGGUGAAGCACUGGCAAAGAGCACCUGCUGCUUUGGGAGGCUAACAGGAGUUGUAUUUGUGGUCACGCUGCCACCAGGCUCCCUGGAGUCCUCCUCAGCCAUGCAAGGCGGACCAGUGCCCAACCCGAACGUCACUGCGCGUGCGCACAUCAUCCCUGUGCCCUCAAGGCCCGCAGAUGCGACUGCGCCUGCGCAAGCGUCUUCACGAUGUCAGGGCCUCCCCGGCCUUAAGUGGAGAUUGCGUCUGCGCCAGGAACAGCUGGGGGAACCGGCUCCCUGGGCUGCGGCUUCCGGUUUGGAGAAGGCACCUGGGGCUUCGCGUCCUGUGGGGACAGGAAGUCUUUCGGCCCAUUCGCCCCGGCUGGAGUCGCAGAACAUAUGCUCUCUUAAAGCAGAAACAUAGCACGGUGCCUGGUGGAUAUGUGGUCGGUGAAUUGUUAGGGGUAACAGGCAUGAGAUGAAAAUAUGAACCCAAAAAAUGUACUACUGAAUUUAAAUUUAUGAAGCUGUAAACAGUUAGACAAAAUAGAAGAGCUAAACCAGAGGAUUCCACAUCGCUUCUAUGGCUACCCCACAGACUUCACAAACUGUUGCGUCUCACGUUCCUUUUGCAGAUUUAUGUUCAACUUUAGAACGAAUACAGAAAAGUAAAGGACGGGCAGAAAAAAUCAGACACUUCAGGGAAUUUUUAGAUUCUUGGAGAAGAUUUCAUGAUGCCCUUCAUAAGAACCAAAAAGAUGUCAGGGACUCUUUUUAUCCAGCAAUGAGACUUAUUCUCCCUCAGCUCGAAAGAGAAAGAAUGGCCUAUGGAAUCAAAGAAACCAUGCUUGCUAAACUUUAUAUUGAAUUGCUUAAUUUACCUAGAGAAGGAAAAGAUGCCCUUAAGCUUUUAAAUUACAGGACACCCACUGGAACUCGUGGAGAUGCUGGAGACUUUGCGAUGAUUGCGUAUUUCGUGUUGAAACCAAGAUGUUUGCAGAAAGGAAGUUUAACAGUACAGCAAGUAAAUGACCUUUUAGACUCAAUUGCCAGCAAUAAUUCUGCCAGAAGAAAGGACCUAAUAAAAAAGAGUCUUCUUCAGCUUAUAAGUCAGAGUUCAGCACUGGAACAAAAGUGGCUUAUACGGAUGAUAGUAAAGGACUUGAAACUUGGCUUUAGUGAGCAAUCUGUAUUUUCUGCUUUCCACAAUGAUGCUGCCGAGUUGCAUAAUGUCACCACGGAUCUUGAAAAAGUCUGUAGGCAACUGCACGAUCCUUCCGUCGGACUUAGUGAUAUUUCUAUCACUUUAUUCUCUGCCUUUAAACCAAUGCUGGCUGCCAUAGCAGAUAUUGAGAGAAUUGAGAAGGACAUGAAACACCAGAGUUUCUACAUUGAGACCAAGCUAGACGGUGAGCGUAUGCAAAUGCACAAGGAUGGGGAUGUGUAUCAGUACUUCUCCCGGAACGGGUUUAACUAUACAGAUCAGUUUGGAGAUUCUCCACGGGAAGGCUCUCUUACACCAUUCAUUCACAGUGCAUUCAAAACAGACGUGCAAACCUGUAUCCUGGAUGGUGAGAUGAUGGCCUUCAACCCUAAUACACAAACUUUUAUGCAAAAGGGGAAUAAGUUCGAUAUCAAGAGAAUGGUGGAAGAUUCCGAUCUGCAAACUUGUUACUGUGUUUUUGACGUACUGAUGGUUAAUAAUAAAAAGCUAGGGCGUGAGACCCUGAAAAAGAGGUACGACAUUCUCACUAGUGUUUUUACACCAAUACCAGGUAGGAUAGACAUAGUGCAAAAAACACAAGCUCAUACAAAGAAAGAAGUAAUUGAUGCUUUGAAUGAAGCAAUAGACAAAAGAGAAGAGGGAAUCAUGAUCAAACAUCCUCUAUCCAUUUACAAGCCAGACAAAAGAGGUGAAGGAUGGUUAAAAAUUAAACCAGAGUAUGUCGAUGGGUUGAUGGAUGAACUGGACACCUUAAUUGUGGGGGGCUAUUGGGGUAAAGGUUCGCGAGGCGGAAUGAUGUCUCAUUUUCUGUGUGCUGUAGCAGAGAAACCUCCUCCUGGUGAAAAACCCUCCAUGUUUCACACUCUCUGUCGUGUUGGUUCAGGUUAUACCAUGAAAGAACUGUAUGAUCUGGGUUUGAAAUUGGCCAAGCAUUGGAAGCCUUUUCAUAAAAAAGCUCCACCAAGUAGUAUCUUAUGUGGAACAGAGAAGCCAGAAGUGUACAUCGAGCCUUGUCAUUCUGUCAUCGUUCAGAUUAAAGCAACAGAGAUCGUCCCCAGUGAGAUGUAUAAAACUGGCUGCACCUUGCGUUUCCCCCGAAUUGAAAAGAUCAGAGAAGACAAAGAGUGGUAUGAAUGUACCACCCUAGAUGACUUAGAACAACUUCGAGGGAAAGCAUCUGGAAAGCUUGCGUCCAAACACCUUUAUGUCGGUGGUGAUGAUGAACCACAAGAGAAGAGGCGGAAAGCUGCCCCAAGGAUCAAGAAAGUUGUUGGAAUCAUUGAGCACCUAAAAGCACCUAACCUUUCUAAUGUAAACAAAGUUUCUAAUGUAUUUGAAGAUGUGGAGUUUUGUGUUAUGAGUGGAACAAACAGCCAUCCAAAGCCCGAUCUGGAGAACAGACUUGCGGAAUUUGGUGGUUAUAUAGUACAAAAUCCAGGCCCAGACACCUACUGUGUGAUUGCAGGGUCCGAGAACAUCAGGGUGAAAAACAUAAUUUCUUCCAAUGAACAUGAUGUUGUCAAGCCUGAGUGGCUGUUAGAGUGUUUUAAGACCAAAAGCUGUGUUCCAUGGCAACCUCGCUUUAUGAUUCAUAUGUGCCCAUCGACGAAGCAGCAUUUUGCCCGUGAAUAUGAUUGUUAUGGUGAUAGUUAUUUCGUUGAUACAGAUUUGAACCAACUGAAAGAAGUGUUCUCAGGAAUUAAAAAUUCCGGCGAACAAAGUCCUGGAGAAACAGCUUCCAUGAUUGCUAAUUUAGAAUAUCGAUAUUCCUGGGACCACUCCCCACUCAGUAUGUUUCGACACCACAUUAUUUAUUUGGACUUGUAUGCUGUUGUUAAUGACCUGAGUACCAAAAUCGAGGGGACAAGGUUAGCUUUUACAGCUUUGGAACUUCGAUUUCAUGGAGCAAAAGUAGUUUCUUGUUUAGCUCAGGGAGUGUCUCAUGUAAUCAUUGGGGAGGAUCAUAGUCGUGUUGCAGAUUUGAAAGCUUUUCGAAGAACUCUUAAGAGAAAAUUUAAAAUCCUGCAACAAGAUUGGGUAACUGAUUCAAUAGACAAGUGUGAAUUGCAGGAGGAAAAUCAGUAUUUGGUUUAAAGCUAGCUUUUCUAGUGAGGAAAGCCUGUGAUCUGGUGGACACGUCGUAACAGGUGGUAAAGAUAAAAUUUUAAACUACAUUUUGUUUUUAUCCCUUCAAAUUUAUGCUUAAAUGGUAUUAUUAGAAUAGGAAAACAAUAUUUUUAAGUUUUGAGAUAGGUAAGACCCUGAAUAGCCCAAAGCCAAGAAAGAAAAAAAAUCUUUUAGCAGUGUAAUAUUUGAUGACUUUUAAAACCAAGAUGAAAUAAACAGUUUAAAGAAGAGGUGUUGAUAUAAUAUCCCUAUAGAAAUCUAGAAUUUUGACUCCAAUAUUAAUAAAAUACAUUCAGAAGCUUUUAGAGUCAUUAAAAGCAUUGAUCUAAAUGGAUUUUCUGGAGUCAAAUAAAAAUUUUAAUAGUUGUUAUAUAAUAAAGCAUUGCAAGAAAGAAGAAUUGUUAUAGUUAGACUUGUAAAAAUAUAUCUUAAAUUGAAGACUAAAAUUCUUUUAAGUUUGAAAUGUUGUAAACAAAUUUGUUUUUUAGGGUUAAGGGCAAGCUCAUAAAUGAAACCUGUUACUGAUGUAACUAGGUAAAUUAGGGGAAAUUGAAUGAGACUUGAUGGUCUAAAAACUUAAAAUUAGAUCAGUUUGAUUAAAAGAAACUUACCAUUUUGCAAGUAUUGGGCCCACAUUUAUUGUUUCUCUAAAAUAGAGCAUGUUUCAAAGACCAUGUUUUUAUGUGAACUUUACUCCAAGAUGAAUAGUAUUCACAAAGAGUGAUUUUCCUAGAUGUAAUCCACAUGUCAAAAUAGCCUGUGUUGGGACUUUCAUUACAGAGAGGUAAAUUGCUCUAUUUAAAAUGAUUUUUAUCUUAGGUUAUUUAAAUUCAGUGUAUAUAAUAUAUAUUAUGUCUGGAUUUAUAUACUAAAUUUUGGAAUACAGUGUAUUCAUUAUGAAAAAUAUAUUUUCAUGACACCUCUGAAAUACUUAAAAUAUGGAACCCAAGGAACUGUGUAUAGAUUAUUUGUAUGUAGUUUUAGAUUUUAUUGAAAUGGUGUAACAAAUGUAAUUUUAUUUCUUAAUUUAAAUAAAAUAUUUAAUAUGCUAUUGAAAUUUAUGGUGGUUGAUGGA
Messenger RNA from Lynx canadensis (Canada lynx), 5764 nucleotides. RefSeq names its product DNA ligase 4 (gene LIG4). Gene Ontology annotation, molecular function: ATP binding; DNA ligase (ATP) activity; DNA binding. The record is from RefSeq and is a predicted model, not a curated record. Gene Ontology annotation, cellular component: DNA-dependent protein kinase-DNA ligase 4 complex; DNA ligase IV complex. Lineage: Eukaryota; Metazoa; Chordata; Mammalia; Carnivora; Felidae. Gene Ontology annotation, biological process: double-strand break repair via nonhomologous end joining; DNA biosynthetic process; nucleotide-excision repair, DNA gap filling. The transcript is spliced from 4 exons. The coding region runs from base 1921 to 4656 and encodes 911 amino acids.